This is a messenger RNA of Bacillus rossius redtenbacheri, 3214 nucleotides long. RefSeq lists its product as uncharacterized. The transcript is spliced from 4 exons. Lineage: Eukaryota; Metazoa; Arthropoda; Insecta; Phasmatodea; Bacillidae. Bases 76 to 987 code for a protein of 303 amino acids. The record is from RefSeq and is a predicted model, not a curated record.
GUUAGAAACACCUAGCAACUACCUUGUUUGCCACGAUCAAUUGAAGAUUGUGAAUUGCGAUUAGAGUGAAUAGUGAUGGCUAGGAUAUUCAUUCUGCUGCUGAUUAUUUGUGCCGGGUUAAGCGGCUCUCUGUCAUUAAGUUCCAGGGCGAGCGUGGCCGAGACGGUGACCUCCACGGCCAUAACCUUCCCCGCCCGCCUGGAGGAGGACCUAGAUCCAGCCCUGACGAAUUUCUUCUGGUAUGAGGUCGGCGUGAUGUCAGGCGUGCUUCUCGCGGUCCUGGCGGUGAUCUGCGUGGUCUGGUGCCUCAGGAUAACUGUGCCCCGCGUGUGUGACUGCCUGUACAUUUGGUAUGGGUACAUCACCAUGGGGCGCAUUUACCGGCCGGACGAACCCCUGCAAGCCAUCGUGGUGGUGUCGGAUGGCGACCCACCACUCGAGGCACCGCCUGCGACGCCGCCAGAGGAAGUAGAAGUACUGCCAAGUCAUGACAUUGCGCCGGCGGCUCUACCCGAGACUCGGCUUCAAGUCGAGGAAAUGCCAGCCAGCAGUCUAGAGCUGGAGGCUUCAACGCCCCGCGUUAAAUACGUCGGAGUUCAUCUGGACGCGACUCUCCUGUGGACCCACCAUCUCACCACCAUAGCCGCCAGUGCUCGCGCUGCUCUUGGCACGGCGCCGGCCUGCCCUCUGCUCCAAGAUGUCCGCCCCCGCCUGUGGGACAGACUGGUUCUCCCUGUUCUGCUGUGCGGCGCCGUUGCCUGGGCGUAUGUGCCGGAGUACUGCAAGAGGCCCGUGUACUCCGGUUACAAGCUCGGCCUUCGCACUGUCCUUGGGUGGCCGCUCCGCGCCGCUGUUCGCCUUCUGCACCACCUGGGCGGCGUGCCUUCCCCACAGGAACUGAUCCGGCAGAUGGCAGACGGGUUCUGCAGGAAGAUCAGGCGCCACCCCAACCCUGUGACCGCAGCCACCGGCGAUUGUGACGUUUGACGGGCCUCACGUCCAUCGCCGUGUUCGAGACUACCACAUGCACGACUCCCCCUAACCCCAAGGAAGAACCAAGACUUGUCCACCCCCCCCCCCCUUGACAUGACUUUGCCUGUUUCCCCCUCACGUGAAGACCGACCUCCCCCCUCGUGGCUACCUUGCUGAACACCCCACUGGUUCAUCAGCUCCGGUUACCUCCCCGUCCGUGUUCUGCGUUCUUUUGUUUCUUUUGCUAACCCAGAUAAGACUUGAGAUAAUUUUUUCUCUUUUAAGAUUUAUUUUUCUUCAAAAUGGGGUCAAUACACUACAAAAAUGAUGUUCAUACCAUAUGAUGAUUUUUUUUAUAACACAAAACCACAAAAACUGCUGUGCUAUAUUUAGGACGCCAGUCCAAUCGACACAUAUCUUGGCUUACAUAUAGGACACCAGACCAAUCAAUUUCAAUGAUUAUUUUUAUUAUAAAUCUUACUUUCGAGUACUAAAAUGACAAAACUAUUUAUUUUACUGUGUGAAAUCUUUGAAACAUUUCACAUGAACACCAACAUUACAUUUGAAACACCUUGUUGUUGUUUUCGCAUGACACAUUCUGCAGCGAGUUUGCUUAUCCUGUAGUACAAUCCAGUGGUCCUUUCUAUCAAAUCUUGAAUCUUGAUGCCCUUAGACUUCCGUGGAAUGAUAUUUUGUUCUAGAACUGAAAUGGCCAGUCUUCUGCGGAAUGAUAAGUGGUCCAGUUCGCGGUAGCCUUGUCUAUGAAGUUCCCAGGCAUUUUAUUCAGCAACAACAAUGCAGUGAGCUAUCAAACUGAAAUACCACUUUUUGCCGCGUAUUGAAGUUCUGUACAAGCUAAUGUUCUGAUCGGCUCUGUCGACACCACCCAUGUAUUGGUUGUAAACAUGAAUGUUGUGUGGUUCGGUGAUACGGAUUCUCUUUUUUUGCUUUUGAGAAUAUCUGCUGACAUGGUGUACUGAAGAUGCUGGAACACAGUUUGAAGCAACAGUCACAACCCUGUUAUCGUUCCACUUGGUCAAGACGAUAUUGUUAUUUUUCUCUAUUUUUGUUUCACUUGUUCCUCGAGAAGUUUUCUUGAGUACUUCAGAACGUGUCAAAGGAAAACCCCCUACUCUAUUUUCUCUUAUGGUGCCCAUUCCUUUUAUGUUCCUUUCACGAAGUUUAACCAGUAAUGGCAAGGAAGUGAAGAAAUUAUCAGUGAACACGUGGUACUUGAAAGGGCCAAUAAUUGAUAAUACAUCGACAUACUGCAGGACAACACUAGCACCUAAACCCAAGUCUUUAUAUUCUGGAACUGCGAUAGUGUUAGCACCUUGGUAUGGGUCUGUCCAAACAAUGUAGCCACUGCUAGUCUCACCUGUCCACAACUUAUAUCCAUAGCGAUUGGGCUUUCCUUUUAUGAACUGCUUGCAUCCAUGUUUUCCAAAAUAUGGCACCAUCAAUACUGUGGUUUUCACAAUGAGGGGUAUGAAGAAGGAAACGUUUAUUGUGUUCUGUAAACAAUGGGCGAAAUUUAGCAAAUUUAGCACUUUUGUCAAGAUUGUCAUUGUUGCAGACAUGUAUGUUUUCCAUAAUAAAUUUGAACCUAUCUCUUGAAAUAGUAUUUGAUACCAAUGGUUUGUGAGUGUCCGGACUACAUUCCCAGAACAUGUUCUUUCGUGGAAGAUCUACAUAACCACUCAGCAAUAGUACAGCAAUAUAGCAUCUCAUUUCAGUUUCAGUUAUGUCACCCGACAGAUUUUUCCUGUGCUGCAUACUGAUUUGUAUACGUUGUCAUAAAUGAAACAACUUCAUCAUAAAAAAAAGAUAAAAGCAAUUGUUCAGGUGUAAGAGAGAUUUUAGGCAUAUGCAACAAUGGCCAUUCUGAACCAUCUUGUAUAAUAUCGCCUUCUGACCAGAGAUAAUUUUUCUUCUGCUUCAAAGUUUUUUUGGAAACACUGUGUGAAAUUUGAUUACCUGAUACCUCAACAUUCGAACAUAACUGACUACCAGGGAGAUUAUCCAGUAAUGGAUUUUCCUUUCCACCGGAAUCUUCGUCUGUUACUGGAUCACAUGCAGUUGCAGGUGGAAGUGCAAGUGUCAUCAACCGUAUCAGAUGCUGCAAGCAUUUCCAGUGCUUCAUUUAGUGAUAAUCCUCUGAAACAAAAACCAAGACUUUUUAUAUAAAAUCAAUGUAGUAUCAAAUAGAAUAAACAUGUUUAGAAAAGUUGCGUACAAGAAA